Molecule: messenger RNA, 1587 nt
Organism: Dioszegia hungarica
Lineage: Eukaryota; Fungi; Basidiomycota; Tremellomycetes; Tremellales; Bulleribasidiaceae
Exons: 6
Coding region: 1-1587 (528 amino acids)
Cellular component (GO): membrane
Molecular function (GO): protein binding
Source: RefSeq, a predicted model, not a curated record
AUGUUCGCGGCUCUUUCAGCAGUCGCUGCGAUUUUGGCGGCAUGGGGAGUUGAGGGACAAAGUCAGACGGCAGACUCCAAUGGGUGUCUUCGACUGCUAGGGAGUGUAGCGUGUCCAGGCUUCCAAUACGCCUACAUCAACCCAUCCAACCUAUCCAAUGCCUGGCCUUGGCUCGCGGGUGUCACGACCGUCGCUCAAUUCGAUGUCGCGGCGCUCAACUACUUCGUCGACCCAGAUCAAUGGCAGCAGACCAAAUUUGUCAAUCAGCUGGGGUGUACGAAUGCGACGGGGCGGGUCAUCCAGUAUGAGCGGUCAAGACUGUGCAGUAAUUGGGUGAACAGUGUAUGGGGACGGGCAUGUACGGCCAACUACAACGGAACAUCAGCAGCUACAUCCCAGAAGAUGCUCUGCCAGUCCACCUGCCUCCAAUACGCAGCUUCCGCCCGGAAUCUCGUCAACUCCACUGCAUGCCCUGGACCCGAUACAACCAACGGCGGACGGGAAGCGGCGCUGCUCAAGGACUAUGUCGAUUGUACCGACUGGUUCACCCUAACUACCAACAAUACCCAAACCUGCGUCUCUGGGCAGGACAACGAGGGGAACUGCGGGUUCGGCUCGAACACCGCCGAACUCUGCAACUUCUGUCGAGGAAACAACGUCGACAGCUGUUGCUACAGAUCGAACACUGAUGUCUCGGUGUGCGGCUACGUCCUCCCAGUCCAGCCUUCGUCGACCUCAUCCAGCGCGUCUUCGACGGGAAGUUCGUCCGCUUCCAGCUCAGCGACAGCUGCGAUGAGCGAUGCUGGAAGCAGUUCGACCCUUACUGGGGGCCGGUUGGCAGGUGCUAUCGUCGGCGGUGUCCUAGGAGGUCUCUUGCUUCUCGCCUUACUGGCUCUCCUCCUUCUCUGCCUUCGCCGACGUCGUCGAAACGCCGCGAAUCGCCACUCUACCUCAUCCUCCUUCGCGCCCGCCGCUGCCGGCACACCCGGAGGGCUCUCUUCCCUGUUCUCCGCCAACUCCCCUCAGCCCAACGCAUCCGAAAAAGGUCUCAUCGGCAACUCACGCACCGCCGGCAUGUCCAGUCCAACCAUGGGGGGCGAUACCGUAUACUCCGGACACAACAAAUCGGCCCUCUCAAGCGGUCUCCUGGGCGGCGCAGGGAACCGAGCCAGCGCAGGCACAAUCCCGGGCAUGCUAUCUGCUCUUUCCCUCGGCGGCGCUGGGGCAGGACUCGGAGCGGCUGCUGGAUCCGGCGCAGCCGGAUCAGCACUCAGCGGUCCGGGCGUCCGAACGUCCGGUAUCGUCCUUCCGCGCGUACGGGACGAGAACCAAACAGCACCAGACAAGUGGAUCGAGACGGGCGCAGAGGUCUCGGUCCUCUGGCCAUAUCAGGCGACACUGCCGGACGAGCUGGAUCUGCGGCCGGGGAUGAAGUUGAAGGUGCUAAGAUUGUAUGAUGAUGCGUGGGGAACAGGUGUGAUCGUAGGUGGGGAAGACGAUGGCAAGCAGGGGGCGUUCCCAGUGGUGUGUGUCUCGGAAGGUUCAACUCUAGGCUCUUCCGGCGCAAGCAGCACAGUGUCACACUAG